Henningerozyma blattae CBS 6284 is the source of this 4161-nucleotide messenger RNA. It is a transcript of the gene ATH1, whose product is annotated as alpha,alpha-trehalase ATH1. Gene Ontology annotation, molecular function: alpha,alpha-trehalase activity. Gene Ontology annotation, cellular component: fungal-type cell wall. Lineage: Eukaryota; Fungi; Ascomycota; Saccharomycetes; Saccharomycetales; Saccharomycetaceae. Bases 1 to 4161 code for a protein of 1386 amino acids. Gene Ontology annotation, biological process: trehalose catabolic process. The record is from RefSeq and is a predicted model, not a curated record. The transcript has a single exon.
AUGGAAAAUACUAGAAGAACAGAUAUGCCCUCUGACCGAGAUAUUAGUAAUAUUCAAAGUGGUGAUGAUAAAAGUAAUAUAGAAAUGUUGGAUUUACAUCAUUGUGACGAUUUAUCUAUAACCGAUAAUAUUCAAAAAAAUGAUUUACAUGAACAAGGUGCUACUACUUCGCAACCAAAUCGUUCAGAUGAUAUAGAGGCUAAUGAGUAUACACUUUUUGAUAUAAUGGAUCAUAGUGAGGAAGAUAAUAACGGCGAUAGCCAAGAGAAUAGUGAUGAUCAAGAGAAUGAUGAUGAAACAGCUCCAUUUACUCAUAGUGGUGGUAAUAACAACAACAAUGAAGAUGAUGAUGGUGAUGAUAAUAAUAAUAAAAAAAUUACUAAUAAAAAUAAUACUAAUAGUAUCAUAAACUCAAACAGUCACUUUCAUACAUGGUCAGGUAUUAAACGAUCCAUACCCAGUCUAGCGUUGUUUGCUUUCUUAAUGUGUUGUGUAUUGAUUUUAAUGACUUCUACUUUAUUGCAUGGUUCAUCCACCUCAUUUUCCACUUUCAAGAAAAAUAUGUUUAAUUGGAGACAUAACAAUGGUGUUGCAAAUUCUUUUCUAAGGUUCAAUCAUUUUAAUAAUGGGCCCACUUAUAAUAUUCAUAAUACUUCUCAUAUUAGUCUAUCUAAUGGUAACGAACAUGUAUUGGAAUAUAAUCCACAAUAUAGAAAGGCUUCCAAGAAACUAUAUGAAUUAUUAUCUGAUUUCGAUACUGCUUUUUAUGAUGAUAAUAAUAUGGUAUUAGGAACAGAUAAAUUUUCUCAAGAAAAUACUUACUCAAGACAACCUUAUGUAUCUAAUGGAUAUAUUGGUGCGAGAUUACCCAACAUUGGGUUUGGUUUUUCUUUAGAUACUUUUAACCCAUGGACUCCAGAUUCUAAAAAUAUACCAGAUUCUUUGAAUAAUGGUUGGCCAUUAAGAAAUAGAAGAUUUACUGGUGCAUAUGUCUCCGAUUUUUAUUCAAUACAAAAGUCAUUAAAUUCAACAAAUUUUCCAGAAUUAGAUGAAAAGGGUUAUUCCACAGUUAUUUCAACAAUACCACAAUGGACAAAUUUACAAUUCUCUAUAGAAUUCAAUAACAGAAUUCAUUGGUUUAAUCCGCAAAUGGUAAAAGAUGAAGAUAUUACAAAUUACAAACAAAAUUUAUCCAUGAAAAAUGGUGUUGUCACUACCGAGAUGGAUUAUCUAGAUUCUUUAGUUCACAUUAAAUCGGAUGUUUGGACGCAUAGAAGAAUGUAUCCAUUAGGCGUUUUAAACGUUGAAAUCACUUUAAACACUGAAAAAUUAAAUUAUAAUAAUAAUAAUAAUAAUAAUAAUAACAGAAAUUCUAAUGAUGAAGAGUAUAAUUCGGAUGAGCAAGUAAUUUUAACUGUCUAUGAUACUUUAGAUAUGGAAACCUCCUUUAGAACAUUUUUGCAAACAUCGGGAAUUGAAGAGGAUAAUAAUGCCAUCUUUAUGGUGGUCCAUCCUGAUAACAUCCCUUAUUCUAAUGCUGCAAUUUAUUCAACUUGUUCUGCACAUUAUGGAAAUAGUAAUGGUUGGAGAACUCCAAAAAAGGAUUUUGCAUUUAAAAAAAAUUUUUCAUCAAUUGGAAAUGAUGAUAAUGGUGAGAAAAUAUCACAAUACACAAAAGUUAACUUAUCUAAAUAUAAUAAAAAAUUAAUUAUAAAUAAAUACUCCGCAAUCAUAUCGUCUGAGUUCAAUUCAAAUGAACAAAAAUCUAAUUUAGAAAUGGCUAAAGAGAUUGCCUUAGCAAGUAAGGGCAAUUACGAAAGUCUAUUGAAAUCACAUACUGAAGCAUGGGCCGAAUUAUAUAAUGAUGCAUUUAUUGAAAUCCCUUCCGAUAGUUUAUUAGAAAUGACGGCAAGAUCAUCAUUAUUUCAUAUUUUGUCCAAUACAAGAAAAUAUAAUGUUUCCGAAGAAAGAGGACUGCCUGUGCCAGUAGGUGGUUUAUCAUCGGAUUCGUAUGGAGGUAUGGUAUUUUGGGAUGCUGAUAUUUGGAUGCAACCUGCUGUAUUACCAUUUUUCCCAAAUAUUGCAAAACAAAUGAGUAAUUAUAGAAACGCAACCCAUCAACAAGCUUUAUUGAAUGCAAAAGAGCAUGGUCAUCCCGGUGCUUUAUAUCCUUGGACUUCUGGACGAUUUGCUAACUGUAGUUCAACAGGCCCAUGUUAUGAUUAUGAAUAUCACAUUAAUGUAGACGUUGCUAUGGCUAGUUUUUCAAUUUAUAUGAAUGGCGGAGAAGGCAUUGAUGACGAUUAUUUGAGGUAUACAACGUGGCCACUUGUUAGAGAUGCGGCAAUCUUUUUUGCUUCAUUUGUACAAUUUAAUCAAACCAUAGGUAAAUAUGAAACUUACAAUUUGACAGAUCCUGAUGAAUUUGCAAAUUUUGUUAAUAAUGGGGCAUUCACAAAUGCAGGGAUUAAGACUCUCUUAAAAUGGGCUACUGAUAUCGGGAAUCAUUUAGGAGAGUUUGUAGAUCCUCGUUGGAUGGAAAUAUCUCACAACAUCUAUAUCCCUAGAUCCACUUCAAAUAUUACUCUAGAAUACAGCGGUAUGAAUAGUUCGGUCGAAGUGAAACAAGCAGAUGUAAUAUUAAUGGUGUAUCCAUUGGGUUAUCUUAAUGAUGAAUCGAUCUUGAAUAAUGCUAUCCGUGAUUUGUAUUACUAUUCAGAAAAGCAAUCUGCCUCUGGUCCAGCAAUGACAUAUCCUGUAUUUGUUGCUGCUGCUGCUACUCUUUUAAACCAUGGUUCAUCUUCCCAAAGUUAUUUGUAUAAAUCUGUAUUACCAUACUUAAGAGCACCAUUUGCUCAAUUUAGUGAACAAUCUGACGAUAAUUUUUUAACAAAUGGGCUUACCCAACCUGCAUUCCCAUUUUUAACUGCUAAUGGUGGUUUUUUGCAAAGUAUACUGUUUGGCUUAACUGGUAUUAGAUAUACUUAUGAAGUAGAUCAAGAAACAAAGCAGAUAUAUCGUGUACUAAGGUUUAAUCCUACAGAACUACCCAGAUUACCAGGUGGAAUUGCUAUACGUAAUUUCAAAUAUAUGAACCAAGUUUUAGAUAUAAUAAUAGAUGAUAAUAAUGGUACUAUUGUUCACAAAUCAGGAGAUACUCCAAUAAUGAUUAAAAUUCCAGACCGUUCUUUAAUUCAUGAUAGAGAUGUAGAACCUUACAGAGGUAUCAAUAAAACUAAUAAUCUGCCUGUUGAAGAUAUAAACAACUCCAUUCAAGUUGAUGAUCAUGUAGAAAUCCUACAGAAUGGUUCUUACUACAUUCUUAACCCUAAAGAAGAGUUAAAAUUACCUUUAUUUAAAUUAAAGUUAAAUGUUAAGGGUAAUAUUGUAGAAAAUAAGCAAAUUACAAAUUUGACUGAAGGUGUACCAGGCGAUGUCGCAGUUUCAGCUUUGGACGGUAAUAAUUAUACUCACUGGCAGCCAAUGGAUAAAUAUAGGCCAGCUAGAUUAUUAAUCGAUCUUGGAAAAGAUAACCAACAAGAAAUUAAAUCUGGGAUGAUUCUAUGGGGAGGAAGACCUGCCAAGAACUUUUCAAUUUCAAUACUACCUCAUAGUGAUCAAAUUGAAAGAAUACUUGAGAAAGUUUCCGAUCGACUUGAAUCUACUGAAGGUAGCGAAAAAUCUAGAACUAUUCAGGAGUUAUUAGAAGAUAUUGGUGAUGUUAAAGACACAAGCAUGGAAGGUUGUCAAAAUAGCGAUGAGGAUAGAUGCACAAAUGAUUUAGAGUCCAUCUUACAAUGGACCUUAGAUGAUCUGGACAAUAUAUUAUCUAAUUUACCACAACUUAAAUUGUUGAAUAGGAAAUUCAUUACUAUAUUAAAAGACCAUGAGGUAAUCCCUAGUGAACCCUUUUUCCCAGAAAUUAUUGAACAAUCAUUAAUCGAAAUAUUGCCUAGUAAUAAAACAUAUUUCCAUAUAGAUUAUUCAAAAAUAAAGAUAGGGUCUAACGGUAAAAGUUUGGAAGAUAAUGAAGAAGAUAGAAAAGCGAGAUUUAUAGUGUUGACAGUUAAUGGAGUCUUUGAUGAUGAUAACGAUAGUAAAGGUGCAACCAUAAAGGAGAUUGUUUUAAAAAAUGACGAUACUGAGUUUAUAGAUAUUUAA